Molecule: messenger RNA, 1289 nt
Organism: Argentina anserina (silverweed cinquefoil)
Lineage: Eukaryota; Viridiplantae; Streptophyta; Magnoliopsida; Rosales; Rosaceae
Product: phosphoserine phosphatase, chloroplastic
Exons: 8
Coding region: 84-980 (298 amino acids)
Biological process (GO): L-serine biosynthetic process; dephosphorylation
Cellular component (GO): chloroplast; cytoplasm
Molecular function (GO): magnesium ion binding; L-phosphoserine phosphatase activity
Source: RefSeq, a predicted model, not a curated record
CAAACAUAAACGAAGGGAGGAAGCCCCAGAUUUGCUGGAUCUGAGAAACCAAACCAAACACAGUGAUAUACACACAGAUAUUCAUGGAAGGGUUGGUGAAUUCGUCAGGAUUCACCACCAUAGGGACUCAGUUUAGGCUUAAGAAGCUUGCUUUUGUUCCUACAUCUUCGGUGCAAUUCACCAAAAGUUUGUAUAGAAAUAGAAGUCAUGUUGGGAUAGAACAACACCAGAGAUCACUCAAAACAAUUGCUGCUUCGAUUCAACCAGUAGGAGCAGCCCCAUCAAGCCGCUCUGGCAACAUGCUACCCUCGAAAGAGGUUCUUGAGUUAUGGAGAAAAGCUGAUGCGGUGUGCUUUGAUGUGGAUAGCACGGUGUGCCUGGAUGAGGGCAUCGAUGAACUUGCUGAAUUUUGUGGAGCUGGAAAGGCUGUGGCAGAAUGGACUUCUAGGGCAAUGAGUGGUUCAGUACCUUUUGAGGAGGCUUUGUCUGCCAGAUUGUCGUUAUUCAAUCCAUCCCUGUCUCAGUUACAAGAUUAUCUUGAGAAGAGGCCUCCAAGGAUAUCUCCUGGCAUAGCCGAAUUAGUCAGCAAACUGAAGGGUAAUGGAACCACGGUCUACCUGGUCUCUGGAGGUUUCCGUCAAAUGAUAUAUCCUGUUGCAUCAAUUCUUGGGAUACCCUUGGAAAACGUGUUUGCCAAUCAACUACUGUUUGGAAGUAAUGGAGAGUUUGUAGGCUUUGACGAAAAUGAGCCUACUUCAAGGAGUGGAGGAAAAGCCACUGCAGUUCAACAGAUCAGGAAGGGUCAUAAUUACAAGGUAUUAGUCAUGAUUGGGGAUGGUGCAACUGAUCUUGAGGCUCGUCAACCUGGAGGUGCUGAUUUGUUCAUCUGCUAUGCUGGUGUUCAACAUCGAGAAGCUGUCGCCGCAAAGGCUGAUUGGCUUGCUUUCAAUUUCGAACAGUUGAUUAGUGCCUUGAAUUAGCCUUUAAUCUCCUGAGCCCAUUGAUUCUUUAUUUCGUGCCAUCAUAUAUCUCCAUUAUGCUGCCUGCUCGUCUGCAUUAUAUAUAUAUAUAUAUAUAUAUAUAUAUAUAUAUAUAUCAGUUCUAUCACUGUGGCUUGUGCUUCGUGUAUAAGAAGAUGAAUAAAGAGAUAGGCAGAGAGCAUUGGGUGGUUCUCAGGAUCCUGUGAUUGUGAAAUGAGUGUUGCAGUUUAAUUUGAAAUAUAUUGUUCCAGGUACUAACUUGCAAGCUUAUGCAUUAUGAAUCUGAUAAUCAAUAUCUUUACCCUGAAG